This is a messenger RNA of Phyllopteryx taeniolatus (common seadragon), 849 nucleotides long. RefSeq lists its product as uncharacterized. NCBI's taxonomy places the organism in Eukaryota, Metazoa, Chordata, Actinopteri, Syngnathiformes, Syngnathidae. The transcript has 6 exons. The coding region runs from base 85 to 768 and encodes 227 amino acids. The record is from RefSeq and is a predicted model, not a curated record.
UGAUACGUGCGCUCGAUCGAGCUGGGAGCAGUCGGAGUCAUCGUUCCGGCCAGAGCGGGUCCGAGAUCUUCACGUAGGUGGACGAUGUUCUUCUUAAUCCUCGCCGCCGCGCUUCUGCCCGCGGGCCUCUCGGCUCCCGUGGCCGACUGCGACACGUUGACCCGGCGGGUGCAAAUCCGAGGACUUGACCAGUUCUUGGGCGUGUGGACGUAUGCGGCAGAAAGUACCAACAUGCCAGGAUCCAAAAUCCUCACCAAGACCUUUGUGGACAACGUGUGGGGGAAGAUCUACCCGGCCAAUGAGAGCGACUCCUUCUUUGUGUUUCAAGUUCAAAAAAUGUUUGGCCGCUGCUACAGUGUCACUUCUAAGUUGACCUUGGUCAACAACACUCUCCACAUGGAGCAUCCCAUUUCCGCUACUGAGGUUCUCAUUACGACCAGCUGCCCGGACUGCAUCCUUCUUCUGUCCAAUUACACCCUUGGAGAAAGCGUGUACAGGGGCAUACAGCUUCUGACCAGGAGAGCCAAGGUGACAACUGCUGAGAUGGACGAGUUUAAGAGGCAGGUGGCAUGUCUGGACUUACCUUCGCCCGCUAUCCUGGACGCAGACAAAGGUUUUUGUUCAGAUGGAUCAGCUUCAAAAGACACCGAGACCACUGAUCUGACCUCCAUGCUCAGUCAAGCCGACCCGGAGUACAUGAAAGCUUUGGACAAUCUGCUCAGCAGUCAAGGCGGAAUAAAAACAAUUCUGCAAUUUAUUGCCAGCUAAAAAAACAAAACUAAACUUCUUGUUUAAUAUGAAGAGGUCGCGUUGACCUAGACUGAGUUGUCAAUAAAAAUGAUAACAGGU